CGUCCCCGCUGUGGCUUUGGCUGCCUGUCUUACUCAAGUUUUCAUUAUCUUCCUGGGCAGCUGAUUGGCACGUUAGUAAAACGCAGCAGGACUAGCUUUCUCACUUAUUAGUUCUCUAACUUUAGGCAAAUCAUUUAACGUCUCUGAUCCUCAGUGAACUUGCUUGAAACUAGCUUUCCUCAUCUGUUGAAUGAGGGUGGUAAUACCAUGAGCCCCAGGCCCACACUGAAAGCAUGUCGAUCCAGGAGAACAUAUCAUCCCUGCAGCUUCGGUCAUGGGUCUCUAAGUCCCAAAGAGACUUAGCAAAGUCCAUCCUGAUUGGGGCUCCAGGAGGGCCAGCGGGGUAUCUGCGGCGGGCCAGUGUGGCCCAACUGACCCAGGAGCUGGGCACUGCCUUCUUCCAGCAGCAGCAGCUGCCAGCUGCUAUGGCAGACACCUUCCUGGAACACCUCUGCCUACUGGACAUUGACUCCGAGCCCGUGGCUGCUCGCAGUACCAGCAUCAUUGCCACCAUCGGGCCAGCAUCUCGCUCCGUGGAGCGCCUCAAGGAGAUGAUCAAGGCCGGGAUGAACAUUGCGCGACUCAACUUCUCCCACGGCUCCCACGAGUACCAUGCUGAGUCCAUCGCCAACGUCCGGGAGGCGGUGGAGAGCUUUGCAGGUUCCCCACUCAGCUACCGGCCCGUGGCCAUCGCCCUGGACACCAAGGGACCGGAGAUCCGCACUGGGAUCCUGCAGGGGGGUCCAGAGUCGGAAGUGGAGCUGGUGAAGGGCUCCCAGGUGCUGGUGACUGUGGACCCCGCGUUCCGGACGCGGGGGAACGCGAACACCGUGUGGGUGGACUACCCCAAUAUUGUCCGGGUCGUGCCGGUGGGGGGCCGCAUCUACAUUGACGACGGGCUCAUCUCCCUAGUGGUCCAGAAAAUCGGCCCAGAGGGACUGGUGACCCAAGUGGAGAACGGCGGCGUCCUGGGCAGCCGGAAGGGCGUGAACUUGCCAGGGGCCCAGGUGGACUUGCCCGGGCUGUCCGAGCAGGACGUCCGAGACCUGCGCUUCGGGGUGGAGCAUGGGGUGGACAUCGUCUUUGCCUCCUUUGUGCGGAAAGCCAGCGACGUGGCUGCCGUCAGGGCUGCUCUGGGUCCGGAAGGACACGGCAUCAAGAUCAUCAGCAAAAUUGAGAACCACGAAGGCGUGAAGAGGUUUGAUGAAAUCCUGGAGGUGAGCGACGGCAUCAUGGUGGCACGGGGGGACCUAGGCAUCGAGAUCCCAGCAGAGAAGGUUUUCCUGGCUCAGAAGAUGAUGAUUGGGCGCUGCAACUUGGCGGGCAAGCCUGUUGUCUGUGCCACACAGAUGCUGGAGAGCAUGAUUACCAAGCCCCGGCCAACGAGGGCAGAGACAAGCGAUGUCGCCAAUGCUGUGCUGGAUGGGGCUGACUGCAUCAUGCUGUCAGGGGAGACUGCCAAGGGCAACUUCCCUGUGGAAGCGGUGAAGAUGCAGCAUGCGAUUGCCCGGGAGGCAGAGGCCGCAGUGUACCACCGGCAGCUGUUUGAGGAGCUACGUCGGGCAGCGCCACUAAGCCGUGAUCCCACUGAGGUCACCGCCAUUGGUGCUGUGGAGGCUGCCUUCAAGUGCUGUGCUGCUGCCAUCAUUGUGCUGACCACAACUGGCCGCUCAGCCCAGCUUCUGUCUCGGUACCGACCUCGGGCAGCAGUCAUUGCUGUCACCCGCUCUGCCCAGGCUGCCCGCCAGGUCCACUUAUGCCGAGGAGUCUUCCCCUUGCUUUACCGUGAACCUCCAGAAGCCAUCUGGGCAGAUGAUGUAGAUCGCCGGGUGCAAUUUGGCAUUGAAAGUGGAAAGCUCCGUGGCUUCCUCCGUGUUGGAGACCUGGUGAUUGUGGUGACAGGCUGGCGACCUGGCUCCGGCUACACCAACAUCAUGCGGGUGCUAAGCAUAUCCUGAGACGCCCCUCCCUCCUCUGGCCCAGCCUACCCUUGUACCCCAUCCCUUCCUCCCCAGUCUACGUUCUCCAGCCCACACCCCUCCAAAGCCCCACCUUUAAGUCCUCUCUUCUCUAUUCCUGACCCUCCCUACCUGAGGCCUAUCUGAGACUAUAACUGUCAUCUAGCCCCUUCGAGGUUGCCCCUUCCCCAUCUCCAUUUCACACAGGUCCUGAAAGUCUGUGUCCAAUUAUGCACUGGCCACCCAACAGCACCAAUUGUACAUUCCCUGCAUCCAAUCUGCUCAGCAGGCCCUAAGAUGCCUUGAGUCUUUAAUCCCAGUUUGGCUGGUUAAUUCCAUAACCCCAGGCAUCCCAUCCCUUGGGGUGGGGGAGAGGGGAGACAGGGCAAUCUUGUCCACAGUCUCCCAUUCUCAUAUGUAGCCCUCAUGAUAAUCUGGGCAUCUCGUGCCAGGGCAGGCUACCCCUUCAUGGUGACUAACAGUUACAUGAAAGUCCACGCUUUUGGGAAAACUGGGUGGGAUGGAUGCUGGGGAGAAGUGAGGGCUGGGCAGCUGAUUUUGUCACUGUCUUCACAACCUCCGUGCUGGGCUUGUAGACCACUGUCCUGGCUGCUCUCAUGCCUGCCUGAUACCCUGCUUGGUCAAAUCCCCGGCUGCUUCCUUCUGCACCCAGAAAUUCCUUCCCACUCAUGUUGUUCCCACACACAAACCAAGAGCCAAAAAUGAGUGUGUCUAUUUUAUAUUUAAACCCAGCUGUUUGGAAGCAAUUAUAAAACUUCUCCCACACACCAAGAACCCCAGAACUCCCCACCCAGAAGGAAAGGAGACUUAGGGUCCUGGUCCCACAGUCUUUAAUGCUGUAGAGUAGGAGAGGGGACAGGCAGAGUGAGGGUGGUAAAGGACUACUCUUGUCCCUGAGAAGGCAGAGGUGCUGGCUGGCCUGCCCUUCCCCAGGCUUGGAUACCUUGGGCCUUUCCCUUAUUCCUGCACCAACAGCAAACUCAGAAGGAAAAAACAAAACAAAACUCUAAAGGUAAACGCGGUCCUUCUCCCUCUCUCAUGUGGCUCCUCCUGCCCCUACCUGGGAGAAGGUUCAAGUAUUGCGCUGAUGGGUUUGGGCAAGGACCACAGAGGCUGGCAUGGAGAGGCCCUGCCUCCUCCUACUCCUCCUGUCUCCUUACCUGAAAAGGAGGGGAGGGAUGGAUAAAGGAAUGGGUAAACAAAAUUAAUUGGUAACACAUAAAGUUAGUAAAUGAAUAAAUACAAUUAAAUAAAUGAA
This is a messenger RNA of Homo sapiens (human), 3237 nucleotides long. RefSeq names its product pyruvate kinase L/R (gene PKLR). The coding region runs from base 234 to 1958 and encodes 574 amino acids. Lineage: Eukaryota; Metazoa; Chordata; Mammalia; Primates; Hominidae. The record is from RefSeq and is a predicted model, not a curated record. Gene Ontology annotation, biological process: response to metal ion; response to cAMP; cellular response to insulin stimulus. Gene Ontology annotation, molecular function: pyruvate kinase activity; monosaccharide binding; potassium ion binding. The transcript is spliced from 12 exons.